Messenger RNA from Oxyura jamaicensis (ruddy duck), 1546 nucleotides. RefSeq names its product C-factor-like. The transcript is spliced from 6 exons. NCBI's taxonomy places the organism in Eukaryota, Metazoa, Chordata, Aves, Anseriformes, Anatidae. The record is from RefSeq and is a predicted model, not a curated record. The coding region runs from base 143 to 904 and encodes 253 amino acids.
GGGGCGGCGGGGGCGGGAUGGGGGCGGCGGUGCCGGCUCCGCGCCGCGCAGGUUAAGAACCGCGUGGGGCCGCGGUGGAACCAGAGAGAGCCGUGCCGAGCCGCUUUAAAAGCCGUGCCGAGCCCUGCCGAGCCGUGCCAGCAUGGCCCAGCCCCGCUGCCGCUCCGUGCUCAUCACCGGCUGCAGCCGUGGCAUCGGGCUGGGGCUGGUGCGGGGGCUCGCAGCCUCCAGCCCCUGCCCCGAGCUGGUUUUCGCGACGUGCCGCUACCCCGAGAAGGCGCAGGAGCUCCAGCAGCUUAGCAAGCAAUACAGCAACAUCAGGCUCCUCCAACUGGAUGUGGUCUGUGAAAACAGCAUCAAGAAAGUAGUCAAAGAAGUGGAAGAAAUUGUGGGAGACAAAGGUCUCAACUGCCUCAUUAACAAUGCUGGCAUUAAUGUGCUUGCUUCCUUGGAAGAAGUCACAGCAGAGACGAUGCUCACCAUUUAUGAAACCAAUACAGUUGCCCAGCUGAUGGUCACUAAGGCUUUUCUACCCCUUCUGAGGAAGGCAGCCCAGCUGGGCACAGGAAUGGGCUGCCACAGAGCUGCUAUUAUUAAUAUGUCCUCUCUUGCUGCCUCCAUGCAACUCGUCCAGGCAAAUGAGAUGUUUCUCAAGGUCUACCCCUACAGGAUAGCAAAGACUGCACUGAACAUGAUCACCAGGUGUCUUGCUGCAGACUUGAAAUCGGAUGGAAUUCUCUGUAUUUCUUUGCAUCCAGGCUGGGUUCAGACAGACAUGGGCGGAAACAUGGCUCCCCUGCAGGUGCAAGAGACUAUCCCAAGUAUUCUCUCUGUUCUGGAUGGUCUUGGUGAAAAAGAUAACGGCUCCUUCCUGGACUGGCAAGGGGAAACUCUACCAUGGUAGAUGUGCACAGUAUACAACAGAAACAGCAUGUCAGUCACUAUUCAACUUGUGCCAGUAAUGUCUCCUCCGUCUCCAGGAUUUUCUUACGUGCUAGUUGAAACAUACAGUCUAAUAUCCAUCCUCUCUCUAGGUGUAUUUGGAAAGGCUUGACUCUUCUUUGGUAUUGCUACUGCUCUGUUUUAAUGCUUCCUGCAAAUACUACUGUGUUUUUAGUGAUGGGUCUCUCCUGGAACCACUUAAAAUAGAUUAAAAACUGUAAGUUAAAUCCAGGGGUUGGUUCCUCUUUGCUUCCAGUACCAUACCAAGCCUCCCUCUCUGCAGAAGUCAGUGAUCUGCCCUCAGGCCUGACCUGACAGCACAGGCUGUUGGAUUCCAGUACGUUCAAUUUGCUGGAGGCAUGUCUCUGGAAAAGGUCCUCCAGUUUCGUCCACUCCUACAUGAGCCAAGGCUGAAAUUGCCUAGUCCUGAACGUGGAUUUGGUACCUCUGUAAGCUCCUCAGCAGCUUCCAAGCGUCUCCAGGCUGAUUACACCAGGCACUUGCUUUGUUCCCAGUGCGUGACUAACAUCCUGAUAUCGGGGUGGGAAUGUGGUUUUGUAUAUAAACUUCUGAAGUGUCUUCAAUAAAGUCUUGUUUAAACAGA